Molecule: messenger RNA, 809 nt
Organism: Hydractinia symbiolongicarpus
Lineage: Eukaryota; Metazoa; Cnidaria; Hydrozoa; Anthoathecata; Hydractiniidae
Product: methyltransferase-like protein 27
Exons: 1
Coding region: 124-786 (220 amino acids)
Source: RefSeq, a predicted model, not a curated record
AAUAACUUGCUCAGAAAUAAUGAUAAAUGUUUUUAAAUGACGCUAUAUAAACACCUUAACUAAACAAUUUGAUACUGCAACGCGAAUUUGUUGAUAUAUUGAAGUUGUCAGAAGCAGUAGUUAAUGAGAAUAAAAAAAAUGGAUGACUUGGCCUCAAUGUCGCAUAAUUUUGAUGCAGACUUAGAAAAAUACCGUGCGGCUGAUAACAUGGAAGAAUUUUACGAUAAAUGGGCAAACGAAUAUGACAACAUACUUCUGCCAAGUCGCCUAAUGGCGAUAAACGAUUUCGCUGCACAAUUACUGGAAAGCAAAGUAAAAGACAAGGAAGUCAAAAUACUUGAUGUUGCAUGUGGUACGGGGUUAACUGGUGUUGCGUUGCAAAAUGUGGGUUACAAGACUAUCGAUGGUAUAGAUUUAUCGAACGAAAUGCUUGGAAAAGCGAAGAAAAAAAAUAUUUAUCGCAACCUAACACAGGGAUGUAUAAAUGAGAAGGAUACGUUGCCGCAUGAUAAUGAUUCCUAUGACAUUGUCACUUGUAUGGGAGCAAUUUCGAAGAAUUCGAUUGCCAUUGAGCAUGCACUGCGUGAUUUUAUUCGGGUUACAAAGCCAGGGGGAUACUGCGCUUAUACAGUGAAUGAUAUUCACAACGAGAGAAGUUGUUUCGAAUCACACGGGAGAGUUAUAACCGCACUGAAAUGCGAAUUGGUAUUAAUGGAGCAAAGGUUUUACUACUUAAAGGACAACAAGGAAACCAAUUGUUAUUUUUGUUUGAUUAAAGUUUUGUAAAAAGAAAACAAUGUGUCAGGUUA